Molecule: messenger RNA, 1448 nt
Organism: Melanaphis sacchari
Lineage: Eukaryota; Metazoa; Arthropoda; Insecta; Hemiptera; Aphididae
Product: DNA polymerase delta subunit 3-like
Exons: 7
Coding region: 113-1402 (429 amino acids)
Biological process (GO): DNA synthesis involved in UV-damage excision repair; nucleotide-excision repair, DNA gap filling; DNA strand elongation involved in DNA replication
Cellular component (GO): delta DNA polymerase complex; nucleus
Molecular function (GO): DNA-directed DNA polymerase activity
Source: RefSeq, a predicted model, not a curated record
ACUUUUAUUUAUACUGAUAUUGGAGUUUUUUUUAAAUUAAGUUAUACUUAUAUAAAGCUUAUUUAAGUUACAUUAACUGUAGGUAUUUGUAUUGAAUUUUUUUUUUAAAACUAUGAUGGAAACAAAAGUUAUUGUUGAACAACUUGAAGAUAAACAACAAAUAGUAACAUAUAAAUAUUUGACUGAAAAAUUAAACAUUCAUCCAAAUAAAGCAAAACAAUUAUUAAAAGAUUAUGUUUCUAAACUCACAAAUGAUCAAAAAUACUCCAUCACAGUUAUUAUGGGGGGAACACUUAAGGAAAAUGAUGAGUUUAGUAUUGUAUUGGCAUAUGAUGAUCAUGUUGAAACUAUGCGCCGGCGUUUUAAGCAAAUUGAUUUUGAACACAUUUAUAGUAUUCAACCUAUUAGCAGAUUCGAUGAUAUUAAUAACGCUUUAUAUCUAGUGGACAAUUCAUUAAAUGAUUAUAUAAAUUUGCCUUCAAGUAUUAAAACAAAAAAAAAAGGAAAUGAACAAAAAGAUGCAAUUGAAAUGGAAAUUGAUUUAGCUUUGCCUGAACAGACAAACUUGUCACCUAAUGAAAUUCAAAACCAUGAAAGUGAAACAAUUGCGGAUACAAAAUUAGAUAAAACACAGAAAAAGAAAAAUGGAUUGGAUUUCUUUAAAAAUAAUAAUACCAAUAACAAAAAACAGGAAGAAGUUGCAAAAAAAGUUAUUCCAAACAAGGCCAAUUCAGAUUUCUUUACAAAAUUCAAAAGUUCUGAUAAAAAUCCAUGCACAACAAAUGGUUCUACUGAUUCUAAAAACAAUGAUGUAUCAGAAAAAAUUACAAAAACAGAUACUAAAUUAAUAGAUGUAGAGUCACCGAAAUAUUCACAAGACAGUUCAAUCAGUGUAAAGAAAGAAAAGAAAAAAAAAGAAAAUAUAAAUAAAAAUAAAAGUAAAAAGAAUCAAAAAGUUAAAAGAAAACGUAUUCAAACAUUCGAUAGUUCAGAUGAAGAAAUAGAUAGUGAAGAGGAAGAUAUGAAAAGAUCUGAACAUGUUAUGGAUGGUGGGGAUGAUGUUGAUUAUGUACAGCCUACUCCACCACGCCCAACACCAAGAGAGAAUCGAAAAAAAGAGAAACAAAUAACCACAUCCACAUUCAUGGAUGAUGAUGGUUUUGUCCAUACUACUAAAGAAGUUAAAAUUGUGGAAACAGAGUGUGAAUCACUUUCAGAGUCCAUUGGAAACGACAAUAUUCCUGAACCUAAAGAAUUAAAUAUUGAACCAGUUGUCAAAAAAAUGAAAGUUAGUGAAUCAGAUUCUGCAGAUAAAAAUAAGAACAAAAAUAAAAAAUCUAAAAGUAGCUCUAGCCAAGGAAUGAAACAAUCAUCAUUAACUAGUUUUUUUAAAACAAAAUAAAUAAUGUAUUACUAUAUUUUUUUAAUAAAUACACAAAUAUUAACAU